Molecule: messenger RNA, 543 nt
Organism: Triticum turgidum subsp. durum (durum wheat)
Lineage: Eukaryota; Viridiplantae; Streptophyta; Magnoliopsida; Poales; Poaceae
Source: the annotation of a GenBank genome assembly
AUGGGGUUCAUCGGCGACCAGGUGGAGUCGAUCCGGUCGAUGCAGGUCCGCCAGGUCGUCACGCAGAUCAUCAGCCUCGGUAUGAUUGUUACCUCAGCAUUGAUCAUAUGGAAGGGAUUGAUGGUCGCGACAGGGAGCGAAUCGCCAGUUGUGGUGGUUCUUUCUGGUAGCAUGGAGCCUGGAUUUAAAAGGGGUGAUAUUCUGUUUUUGCACAUGAGCAAAGAACCUAUCCGCACUGGAGAAAUAGUUGUUUUUAAUAUUGAUGGCCGUGAAAUUCCAAUUGUCCACCGUGUGAUCAAGGUUCAUGAACGGCAAGAAAGUGGAGAAGUUGACAUCCUCACAAAAGGCGAUAAUAAUUUUGGGGAUGACCGACUUCUGUAUGCACAAGGGCAGCUUUGGCUUCAGAAGCAUCACAUUAUGGGGCGGGCUGUAGGCUAUCUACCAUAUGUUGGGUGGGUUACGAUUGUGAUGACUGAGAAGCCGAUCAUUAAGUACCUUCUGAUUGGUGCACUGGGCCUUCUUGUCAUAACAUCAAAAGAGUGA